GUUUUGCUGCAAUUUACAAAAGGAUACCAUUAAAAUGCAUCCAGUUCGGAAACGAUCAUCCAUUUACCAAGACGUUGACUUAACUUAUACGGUGCAGAAACUGAUAUUGUACUUGAGUUGUGCACUACAGUACUCUCUACAAUAGCUCCUCCAGCAAUUAUGUUGAUAUAUUGCACAUUGUUUUUUGAGUAGUUUAUUGCCUACCCGGAAACGUGUCGGCUGCAAAAAUGUUAUGCUACUUGGUGACAGCUGCACUGGAAAAACGUGCCUUCUGAUUCGAUACAAAGAUGGAGCUUUUCUAAAUAACAAUUUCAUUUCAACAGUUGGAAUUGAUUACAGAAAUAAACUAAUCACAAUGGGAGAUAAGAAGGUCAAACUUCAGAUUUGGGACACCGCGGGACAAGAACGUUUUCGAUCAGUGACCACAUCAUACUACCGCGACGCCGAUGCUCUUCUCUUGGUCUACGACAUCGCCAAUCGUGCAAGCUUUGAGAACUGCCGGAACUGGCUCUCUCAAAUCAAAGAAUAUGGGAAAGAGGCGGUACAAGUGACACUUGUUGGCAACAAAUGUGAUUUGCCAAGAGCAGUACCGACGGAUGAGGGAAAACGUCUUGCUGAGGCCUAUCAAAUUCCAUUCAUGGAGACGAGCGCCAAAACUGGGUUCAAUGUAGAUAGAGCAUUCCUCGGAUUGGCAGAACGAAUGCUCAAGUUGAAAUACGGUUUUGUUCCCGGAGGUGAAAUGGCGGACACGAUUUCCGUCGCCGACACCAAGAAGCCGGAAAUCGCCAGAUGUUGCACGUUUAAUUGAAGUCUCAACGACUGUUUAUAUUUUUGGCUCAUCUACAAUUUUUCAUUUUAUUUUCCCAAUUUUCAUUUAUUUUAAACUCUCAUCCACGAAUCUCUCCCUGUUAGUGCAAUUUCUGUGAUCUCAUUCUGAGUGUAUUGAUCCGAUGAAAAACAAAUAUUCUCAUCUGGUGGCCGAGUCAAAAUGGUUUUUAAAAAACUCUAGAAAAACCUAUAUUAUUUUUGAAUUAGGAAUCAUGUACCAGUGGCAAAACUCAGACUAUUCUGUAAAUUUCAUAUAUUUUUUCCGACGCGAACGCUAUUUUUGUAUUUACAAAACAAAUAUAAUAUAUCACCGCAAAAUGUUUUAAAUGAUUGAAUGUCAAAUGAAUAAAAUAGUUGCAAAAACAAGAAGUAUUUGCAAAUAUGUCAAGUUAUGGAUUUUUGUACUUUAUGAAAACUUACCUGUUUCAAAUUAGUUCCAUAAUUGGAAACAUCUUAUUUGUGAAAAAGUUGUUUUAAUCUUGUCUUAUUCUUAAUUCUGCGAUUUAUAUUCAAAAUUCUCCAGCAAAAGAAUGGGAGAGGCAGUUUUGACCUCUGUGGAUAUAAUUUUAAGUCCCGCCCAGUUAUUGUCUUUUUGUACACUUUUCAUCAAUAUAACCAAUAUGUUCUUUUUUAUUCGUUAUAUCACAGUUAAUUUGCGUUGUGCGCAUAAUUUUACAAUAAAUGAACAUAAAACAAAA
This is a messenger RNA of Caenorhabditis elegans, 1526 nucleotides long. RefSeq names its product RAB family (gene rab-37). NCBI's taxonomy places the organism in Eukaryota, Metazoa, Nematoda, Chromadorea, Rhabditida, Rhabditidae. The transcript is spliced from 8 exons. Gene Ontology annotation, molecular function: GTP binding; GTPase activity. Bases 233 to 808 code for a protein of 191 amino acids. The record is from RefSeq and is marked reviewed.